Messenger RNA from Trichoderma citrinoviride, 1191 nucleotides. RefSeq lists its product as hypothetical. The transcript has a single exon. The annotation marks the transcript as partial. Lineage: Eukaryota; Fungi; Ascomycota; Sordariomycetes; Hypocreales; Hypocreaceae. The record is from RefSeq and is a predicted model, not a curated record.
CUGCCCAAUGAGCUUCUCUACAUGAUAUGUGCAAAGUUCUGUUCGCAUUGUACCGAUCCUACGAACGAUCAAUUUCGUUAUAACUAUCGGUCCAGCCAGGUCAUUUCCCGUCUUAGCAAGACAUGCAAAAGACUGCGUGAUAUUGCACAGCCAGUGCUAUAUCAUUAUGUUUAUCCCAAGGAAAUCUGGCUGUUUUUACGCACCAUUAUGGUGCGACCGGAUCUGGCUGCCCAGGUACGCAGCUUCCGUCACGACCUUGAUUCGAAUAUAAACUAUGAAGCUGAGGAUCCCGAUACAAUCUUUGAUCCAUGGAUCAACCAACCGCGGAGAAAGAAUUGGCUGAGUCAAUUUGAGGGCAUUGAAAGCUUGGAUGAAUUUGGCAUUCGAAGAUGGCUUAUUGAAUCGAUAUUAACGCGGCUGCCAAACGCAAGGCAACUCUUUAUCGACGUUCCCCUCUACCGGCGAAGCACCUUGGGGACCUUGGUUGACUUCUCCUCUGUCACGCGGUUGGUUUUCAUGCCUCCGAUUCAUCUCGGACGUGGUUACCUGAGAGACUUUCUAUCUACGAUGCCAUACCUUGAGGAAUUGGCUCUCGCGGUGCUUGGAAACGGCUCUGAGUUUCUACAUCUCCCUGAACUCCGCUUCUUGGAGCUUUUCGGGUAUGAUAUAGGCGCGGAGACAUUGAUGGCAAUCAUAGGUUCUUGUCCAAAACUGGAACGCUUUGGGUUUUACGGUGAGCCGGGAUUGGAAAACUUCCGGUGGGACCAAGUGCAGCGUAUCCUGCACCAGCGCAGGGAAACGUUGAAACAUCUCAAGUUCAGGGCUAUACCAUACUUCUUGGACGAAGACUACGAGGUGAUGUCAGACCGAGGCAGUUUCCGCGGUUUUGAUGGCCUGGAGACCCUUUACAUGAACGCAGAAAGUUUCAACACGGAAGGCGCGAAAGAUUUCGAAGCCCUAUUUCCCAUAUUUCCGGCGGAUGUGGUUGAAAUGGUUGACCUCCUACCUGAGUCGCUCCUUUGCCUUGGGUUUUAUGAUCUGCGCUGCCAGUGGAAGGGGAUAGACGUGCUCGCACAAGCAAUCCGGGAGGGCCAUUUCCCACGUCUCAAGACAGUAUAUUUGACGCUGGAGGGUGCGGAUUUGGAAGAAUCACGCAGCAUACUUGCUGCUGUUGGUGUGGCCUGCAAGAGC